GUUGACGGAAGAUUUAGGCUGGGUAACAUUCUGGGAUCUGGGUCAUAUGCUGUUGUAUACCGCGCACAGAACUUCCUCAAUGAUGAUGUAGUUGCCAUCAAACUUGAGCCCCUCACCUCUCGCCCAUCUUCUGUGGAGUGCGAAUACAAAAUUCUGAAACGACUUGGAAAUGGAGUUGGGAUCCCCUGUGUCAUUUGGUUCGGUAGGGAGUCGACAUAUCAUGCUUUGGCUCUCGAACUCCUUGGCCCAUCAUUGCAUGAUAUCUUCAAGGCACGCAACCGAAAAUUCAGCCUUCACACUGUUGUGAAUAUAGGAGACCAGCUGCUUUCACGCCUCGAGUACAUUCACUCAUACGGCUACAUUCACGGUGAUAUCAAACCACAGAACAUUUUAGUGGGUCUUGGCGAGUCAACGCAAACUCUCUUUGUUGUCGAUUUUGGUAUCGCAAAGAUGUACUGGAAUGCUGCAACUGAAACACAUAUACCAUUUCGCCGGGGCCAACCUCUCACAGGCACUCCUGCCUUCGCUUCAAUCAACAACCACUUGGGCUUGGAGCCCGGUUGUCGUGAUGACCUCAAGUCGUUUUCAUAUAUGUUGAUCUAUUUCUUGCUUGGCUCCCUUCCAUGGCUAACCAGCAACCACGAGAAGCUCUCCACCUCUGACAUACUCGAAUGCAAAGUGGACACCACCAUCGCAGAUUUAUGUGAUGGUGUUCCUCCUGAAUUCGCAAACCUUCUAGUCUACUCGCAGUCUCUUUCGUUCUCAGAAGAUCCUGACUACGAUUACCUUUGCUCAUUGCUUCGCGGUCUUCACACCACAGAAAUUGGCUUGCUGGAUUUCAUCCAGCCCAAUGACCCUGUCAUACAUUCUCCAACCUCCAACAUUCACUCGGUGGCUGAGGUGGUGUUGCUGUGCCUACCAAAACCAACACCUGUUCACAAAUCAACUCGUGUGUGA
Messenger RNA from Suillus plorans, 957 nucleotides. Its product is annotated as kinase-like domain-containing protein. The transcript is spliced from 3 exons. The record is from RefSeq and is a predicted model, not a curated record. Gene Ontology annotation, molecular function: ATP binding; protein serine/threonine kinase activity. Lineage: Eukaryota; Fungi; Basidiomycota; Agaricomycetes; Boletales; Suillaceae. Gene Ontology annotation, cellular component: cytoplasm; nucleus. The annotation marks the transcript as partial. Gene Ontology annotation, biological process: peptidyl-serine phosphorylation; signal transduction; endocytosis.